AUGCUACACGUUGAACGAUACUACAGAGGCCGGAUCCAAAAUGGUGGCGUCGUGAGCGGCUUCAAGCAUGUCGAAGACACCACGACUCCCCGGAUGUUCCACGUCAAGGGAAAGCGCCGGCCAAUUGUCAAAGAGCUGCCCCAUGUGUCCUGGAGCCUAAUGAACGACGGCGACGUAUUUGUCAUCGACGCCCGGACGGUCGUCUUUGUGUGGUGUGGCAGACAUGCCAACCACGUCGAGAAACUUCAGGGAGCUGUCACAGCGCAGCAGCUGAAGGCGGAACAUGGGGAAGGCACCAUCGUCAUCGUGGAGGACGGUCAAGAAAAGCACCUGGGCUCUCCCGAAAAAGAGUAUCUGAACCACCUCCUUCCACUGGAGGACAAAGUGGUCAAGAACCACCGAGACAUGUCCGGCGACGAGCUCGCCGAGAAGCAGCACUGCGCCGACAUCAAGCUCUAUCGCUGCUCGGACGAAGUGGGAACAUUGCGCGUGACAGAGGUCAAGACUGGACCCUUGGAGCAGAAAGACCUCCUUUCUCAGGACUCCUACAUCGUGGACAAUGCAGAGGCCGGGAUCUGGGUCUGGGUCGGCAAGAAGGCGAGCCACAAGGAGCGCACGGAGGCCAUGCGCAACGCACAGGGCUUCAUCAAGAAGAAAGGUUACCCGCACUGCACCCAAGUGGCGCGUGUCAUCGAGGGAGGGGAGCCAAUGGGGUUCAAGUGCCUCUUCAGGGUGUGGCACGACACCGAGCACCCCGCCCUGCCCGGGAAGACGCACUCUGCACACAAAAUCGCCAAGACAGUCCAAACCAAAUUUGAUGCGCCGACACUCCACUCCAACCCGGCCCUUUCGGCCCAGAUGCAAGUGGUCGACGAUGGAACGGGAAAGCGAGAGGUAUUCCGGGUCCGAAACUUGAAUCUGGUUUCCGUCGAGCUGAGAGACCACGGAAAGUUCUUCUCGAACGGCUGCUACGUCAUCGUCUAUAUCUACGACUCGGGCACGAAGGAGGACUGCAUUGUGUACUACUGGCUGGGUCAAAACGCAUCAACGGACGACAAGCGGACGGCAGCGCUCAAGGCUCGAGAGCUGGACGAUCGUUUCCACGGCCAGUCCGUUUUGGUACGGCUCGUUCAGGGAAAAGAGACGCCCCACUUCAUGACCAUCUUUUCGGGACAGAUGAUUGUGUUCGAGGCGGCGGACGAAGGCAUCAACGGCGGCAGCGCGGUGACCAACGGCAACGGCAUCGCCGCGGACCACGGCGGGGGCGUUCACAACUUCCCGCGCGUGUACCUCCUGCGAGUGCACGGCACCACCCAGCACAACACCAAGGCGGUGCAGGUGCCGUGCACCGCCGCCUCCCUCAACUCGGGCGACGUGUUCCUGUUGUCCAGCGGUGGAGGAGUCGUCUACGUCUGGGCGGGCCGCAAGAGCACCGGCGACGAGCGCGAGAUGGCCAAGAAGAUCGCCACCGGGUCGGGAAUGGAGAUGGUCCUGGUUUCUGAGGGCCAGGAGAAGCAGGAGUUUUGGAACGCCAUUGGAGGUCGGCUAGACUACACCAACGAAAAACAGAUACAGGAAGACACUGGCACGCGCGCAGCCCGCCUGUUCCACCUGCGCGACCGCGUGGGGCGCCUGGCACCCCGGGAGGUGGUGGACUUUAACCAGUGCGACCUGGUGGAGGACGAGGUGAUGCUGCUGGACGCCUGGCACUCCAUCUUCCUUUGGAUCGGAAAGGAUGCCGGCAAGGAGCUCGCCAAGCUUGCCAACCACGCCGCAGAGGAUUACCUUCAGGACGACCCCAGUUGCAGGGACUUGGGGACGCCGGUGAUCUGGGUCAAGCAGGGACUCGAGCCGCCAAACUUUACGGGCUUCUUCACCUCCUGGGACAACGAAUUUUGGAAGACUCUGCCGACCUAUGAAAGCAUCAAGAAUGAGAUCGAGGACAGCAACCAAACUCUGCUUGCAAUGCAGCAACAAGCGGCGCUGUACCGGAACUCGAGGUCCGAGGUCGAGAAGUUUACAUUCGACGCGCUCAACGUCAAGAACCCGGACCAGCUCCCAACCUGCGUCGAUCCUGCGAACAAAGAGCUGUACCUCAACGACGAAGAAUUCCUGCGGAUCUUUUCCAUGGCAUACGAGGAGUUUGAGGGACUCCCCAAGUGGAAGAAGCUGGACCUCAAGAAGAAAGUGGGACUCUUCUAGAAAGAAAACGACAAAAACAAGAAACGGCACG
This is a messenger RNA of Ixodes scapularis (black-legged tick), 2233 nucleotides long. Its product is annotated as villin-1-like. Gene Ontology annotation, molecular function: phosphatidylinositol-4,5-bisphosphate binding; actin filament binding. Gene Ontology annotation, biological process: actin filament severing; cytoskeleton organization; actin polymerization or depolymerization. The transcript has 19 exons. NCBI's taxonomy places the organism in Eukaryota, Metazoa, Arthropoda, Arachnida, Ixodida, Ixodidae. Bases 1 to 2202 code for a protein of 733 amino acids. The record is from RefSeq and is a predicted model, not a curated record. Gene Ontology annotation, cellular component: cytoplasm; actin cytoskeleton.